Nicotiana attenuata is the source of this 393-nucleotide messenger RNA. RefSeq names its product copper transporter 1-like. Gene Ontology annotation, biological process: copper ion transmembrane transport; intracellular copper ion homeostasis. NCBI's taxonomy places the organism in Eukaryota, Viridiplantae, Streptophyta, Magnoliopsida, Solanales, Solanaceae. The record is from RefSeq and is a predicted model, not a curated record. The transcript has a single exon. Bases 1 to 393 code for a protein of 130 amino acids. Gene Ontology annotation, cellular component: plasma membrane. Gene Ontology annotation, molecular function: copper ion transmembrane transporter activity.
AUGGGCAAUAUGGUCAUGCAGAUGAAUUUCUACUGGGGGAAAAACGCGACGAUUUUAUUCAAAGGUUGGCCAGAUAAUAACCUAGGCAUGUACAUAUUGUCUUUGUUCUUUGUUUUCUUUAUGGCCUUUGCUGUCGAGAUUUUGUCGAUGGGCCUGAAAAUCAAGAAGAGUAUGAAUCCUAUAGUUGGUGGACUGAUUAAGUCUUCGAUUUAUUAUACUGUUCGAAUGGUUCUUGUUUAUUUUGUUAUGCUUGCUGUUAUGUCCUUCAACGUUGGAAUUUUCGUUGUUGCAAUCUUAGGCCAUGGUUUGGGGUAUUUCUUCGUUAAAUUUCGUGAACUUGCGGCAGCUGAUUCUCCAGCACAGACCACGGGCUCAAAUGCUACUGAUCCUUAG